AUGGGGGGUCAAGAUACAAGCCCAGGCCAAGCAAGAAAGGCUACUUUGCAGGAGAAAGGGCAGGCAAGUAGAAGAAAACACCCGAAGAAGAAGAAGGGGCAGUCUGUGACUAACAGGAAAUUGAGGGCAUCAUCACUAAAUUUGAGAAAGGGGGCUGUUUUCAAGUCAGUUGUAGCUGCCAUAUCAUUAUCAAUGGCUAGUGGAACCAGUAGAGGUAGGAGAAUGCUGUCAGGGGCUGAAGCUUCACUCCAAAUUGGCAAAGUUCUUGGUCUGGACUGUGAAGGAAAGGAACAGGAGAUACAAUCAUGGAAUGCGAGAGGGUUAGGCAGACCAGAGAAAAGAAGGAAGUUAAAGAAAAACAUUACGGAUAGAAAAGUGGAUAUUAUUCUUCUUCAAGAAACUAAGAUCUCUGCACAUAAUUUUGAUUUGGUAAAAUCUCUAUGGCCUGGGGAUCACUUGGAGUUUAUGGCAGUUGAUGCAGUUGGAAAAGCUGGAGGCUUGCUGUGUAUCUGGAAAUCUGAGGUGUUCCAGCUGCAAGAUUGUUGCUGUAAUCAUAACUUCAUCCUGCUGGCAGGACCAUGGUGCUUGGGGGGUGAUUUUAAUGAAAUAAAGAUUAUCUCAGAACGAAUUGGGUGUUCUAGAAGGGAUAGAGGGAUGGAAGAUUUCAAUGACAUGAUUGAACAACUUGAGCUGAUCGAUAUGCCUAUGCUUGGGAGGAAGUUUACUUGGUGUAAUUCCCAAGAUAGGGCGAAAUGGAGUAGACUGGACAGAUUUUUACUCAAUCAUGAGUGGGUACAGAAUUUUAACUUUAAACUUUGGGACCUACCUAGAUUGUUAUCUGAUCACAAUCCUAUUAUAUUAAUGGAGGAUGAUAGGGAUUGGGGACCUAAACCUUUUAGGUUCCUCAAUGCUUGGUUACUUCACCCUAAUUUCCUAUCUUUUGUACAACACAGUUGGUCUGGGCUUGUAGUGGAGGGUUGGGCAGGGUUUAAAUGCUUCAUGAAAUUUAAAGCCCUGAAGCAAGCCUUAAAACAGUGGAAUGUGGAGGUAUUUGGGAAUGUGGAAAAUAAGCUCAAGUGUGUUGAAGAAGAAGCUCAUGCCCUUGAUUUGCUUGCUGAGGACAGACCUUUGCUACCCACAGAAAUACUUAGAAGAAAGGAAGUGAGGGGAGAUGUUUGGAGGCUUAGUAAAAUGCUGGAAUGGAUUUGGUUGCAGAAAUCCAGAGUGAAUUGGGCACUUAAAGGGGAUAAAAAUACAAGAUAUUUUCACAUCAUGGCUUGUAGCAGGAAUAGUAGGAAUUCUUUGUACUCCAUCGUUGUGAAUGGUACAAUGCUGGAGGACCCGAUGGAAAUUAAAGCUGAGGUGAAGGCCCACUUUCUAAAGCAUUUCUCUGAGGAUUGGAAGGUCAGACCUAAAUUAUCUGGGCACUUCAAGACCAUUGGAGGACCACAAGUUGUUGAACAAUUGGAGGCAGAGUUUACUGAAGAGGAAAUUAGUUUUGUAAUCAAGACUUGUGAUGGGAAUAAGGCACCUGGACCUGAUGGAUUCAACAUGGCUUUUCUCAAGAAAUGUUGGAAAAUUGUGAAAUCUGAUGUGAUACAUUUAUGA
Molecule: messenger RNA, 1608 nt
Organism: Camellia sinensis
Lineage: Eukaryota; Viridiplantae; Streptophyta; Magnoliopsida; Ericales; Theaceae
Source: RefSeq, a predicted model, not a curated record